Molecule: messenger RNA, 552 nt
Organism: Anthostomella pinea
Lineage: Eukaryota; Fungi; Ascomycota; Sordariomycetes; Xylariales; Xylariaceae
Source: the annotation of a GenBank genome assembly
AUGAACUUUGAAACCGACCGAGAUUUUUGUUCCACGACAACAGGAACGCCGUUGCCAACCCCGAUGACAACCCCGACACAGUCAGUAACGGAUGGGACCCCAAGCCACGCUGCCUUUCCCCCUGUUAUUACGGUACCCUGUGCAGGGUGGACAUUCCUGAUCCGCCACCAAGUCUCCGGGCUGGUCAUUACUCUGAGGGAGGGUAUACUGACCCUGGAGCACGAAACCCGCAGCAAGGGCUGGGGAGGCUGCCACUGGGCCUGCGUCGAGAACGACGGCUGGUUCGGCUUCCGAAACAUCGUGUCGGGGACAUAUAUCGGGCACAACGGCAAGGGCGAGUUCAUCGCUGAUGCCAAACACCACGGGGGCCACGAGUUCUUCGUGACGAAACCGCAUCCUGAAGGCGGGUACUGGCUGUUGACCUUACACAACUGGAAGUGCAUGAAUAUGGCCAUAAUGGCUGAGCAGACCCCGUCGAAGCUCGUCGUGUCUGCGGAUAGGGGCGCGGCAUGGGAGUUCCUCAGUGUUGAGACCAGUGUCGCUCAGGACUAG